Lepus europaeus (European hare) is the source of this 3516-nucleotide messenger RNA. RefSeq names its product potassium channel tetramerization domain containing 3 (gene KCTD3). The transcript has 18 exons. The coding region runs from base 10 to 2460 and encodes 816 amino acids. Gene Ontology annotation, biological process: protein homooligomerization. Gene Ontology annotation, molecular function: protein binding. The record is from RefSeq and is a predicted model, not a curated record. NCBI's taxonomy places the organism in Eukaryota, Metazoa, Chordata, Mammalia, Lagomorpha, Leporidae.
CCUGCGGAGAUGGCGGGCGGGCACUGCGGCGGCUUCGCCGCGGCGGCGGCGGGCAGCGGCGAGAUCGUCCAGCUGAACGUGGGGGGCACCAGAUUUAGUACCUCAAGACAAACUCUUAUGUGGAUUCCAGAUUCUUUUUUUUCCAGUUUACUGAGCGGAAGAAUUUCAACACUUCGAGAUGAAACUGGUGCUAUAUUUAUUGACAGAGAUCCGGCAGCAUUUGCACCCAUCUUAAAUUUUCUUCGGACAAAAGAACUAGACCUAAGGGGAGUGAGUAUCAACGUUCUCAGGCAUGAAGCUGAGUUUUAUGGAAUCACUCCGUUAGUAAGAAGGCUUCUCUUAUGUGAAGAAUUGGAGCGCUCAUCUUGUGGCAGUGUCCUUUUUCAUGGUUACUUGCCUCCACCAGGUAUUCCUAGUCGUAAAAUAAACAACACAGGUAGAUCCUCUGCUGAUUCUAGGAAUGGACUAAACUCCUCAGAAGGUGAAGCCCGGGGAAAUGGCACACAGCCUGUUCUUUCUGGAACUGGAGAAGAGACUGUUAGGUUAGGAUUUCCUGUGGAUCCACGAAAGGUGCUAAUAGUAGCUGGCCAUCAUAACUGGAUUGUAGCUGCAUAUGCCCAUUUUGCUGUAUGUUACAGAAUCAAAGAAUCUUCAGGAUGGCAACAAGUGUUUACAAGCCCAUAUUUGGAUUGGACAAUCGAACGAGUAGCUUUAAAUGCAAAAGUGGUUGGAGGUCCACAUGGAGACAAAGACAAAAUGGUUGCUGUUGCCUCAGAGAGUAGCAUCAUCCUUUGGAGUGUUCAAGAUGGUGGAAGUGGAAGUGAGAUUGGAGUGUUCAGCCUUGGCGUUCCUGUAGAUGCUCUCUUCUUCAUUGGUAACCAGUUGGUGGCUACAAGUCACACAGGGAAAGUGGGAGUGUGGAAUGCUGUCACUCAGCACUGGCAGGUUCAAGAUGUUGUUCCUAUAACUAGCUAUGACACUGCUGGGUCAUUCCUUCUACUGGGAUGUAACAAUGGAUCAAUAUAUUACAUAGAUAUGCAGAAGUUCCCUUUGCGGAUGAAGGACAACGAUCUUCUGGUGACAGAACUGUAUCACGACCCCUCAAAUGAUGCUAUCACUGCUCUCAGUGUUUACCUCACACCCAAAACAAGCGUCAGUGGUAACUGGAUCGAGAUUGCCUAUGGUACGAGCUCUGGAGCAGUGCGAGUGAUUGUCCAGCACCCAGAGACAGUUGGAUCAGGUCCUCAGCUUUUUCAGACUUUCACAGUUCAUCGAAGUCCUGUUACAAAAAUCAUGCUGUCAGAGAAGCAUCUCGUAUCAGUCUGUGCCGAUAAUAACCAUGUCCGGACAUGGACAGUUACACGAUUCAGAGGAAUGAUCUCUACUCAGCCAGGUUCUACUCCCUUAGCAUCAUUCAAAAUAUUGUCUCUGGAGGAGACAGAAAGCCAUGGUAGCUACUCUUCUGGAAAUGACAUAGGCCCCUUUGGAGAGAGAGAUGAUCAACAGGUGUUUAUUCAGAAAGUUGUUCCCAUCACCAACAAGCUAUUUGUGAGACUCUCAUCGACUGGGAAAAGAAUAUGUGAGAUCCAAGCUGUUGACUGUACUACAAUAUCCGCAUUUACAGUGCGAGAAUGUGAAGGAUCCAGUAGGAUGGGCUCAAGGCCACGGCGCUACUUGUUCACAGGCCAUACAAAUGGCAGCAUUCAGAUGUGGGAUCUGACCACUGCUAUGGAUAUGGUUAGCAAAAGUGAAGAUAAGGAUGUAGGUGGUCCAACUGAAGAAGAGCUGCUCAAAUUACUGGACCAGUGUGAUCUCAGCACUUCUCGCUGUGCUACUCCUAACAUCAGUCCAGCAACUUCUGUGGUUCAGCAUAGCCGCCUCCGAGAAUCAAAUUCUAGUCUUCAGCUUCAGCACCAUGAAACCAUCCAUGAAGCAGCUACUUAUGGUUCCAUGAGGCCUUACAGAGAGAGUCCUUUGUUAGCAAGGGCAAGAAGGACUGAGAGCUUUCACAGUUAUAGAGACUUCCAGACUAUUAAUUUGAACAGAAAUAUAGAAAGAGCUGUCCCUGAAAAUGGUAACUUGGGCCCGAUACAAGCUGAAGUGAAGGGGGCACCAGGGGAAUGCAAUGUAGCUGAGAGAAAGUCUCCUGGAACAGAAAUUAAAAGUUGGAGAGACUCGGAUAGUGGAUUGGAAGCACCUAAAAUAGCGGAAGGGUUUUCAGAAUCCAAAAAAAGGUCAUCAGAAGAUGAAAAUGAGAACAAAGUGGAGUUAAGGAAGAAAGGAGGAUUUGAAGGGGGAGGAUUCCUUGGGAAAAAGAAAGUUCCCCAUCUGGCAUCGUCACCAAGCACUUCUGAUGGAGGAACAGACUCACCAGGUACUGCGUCCCCAUCUCCCACAAAGACCACUCCCUCUCCUCGGCAUAAAAAAAGUGACUCUUCAGGUCAGGAAUACAGCUUGUGAAACUCUCCGAAGGAAUUCUUUUGCAGAAUUUACGUGGAAGUUGUAACUACCCUGGAUUUCAGUACAUUAGUUUUUACACCAAAACUUCACAACAUUGGACUUCAUUUAGUUAGUAUCUUUUUAACAGAAUUCCCUGGAAUAAAGAGAUAGAAUAACCAUGUCUCUUUUAAAGUUUUGGAAAUGUUUUUUGGCUUUAGUUUUACAUUUAACAGAUCAUUUGUAAAACAGGAAUCCACUUAGCAUUUAACUGUUCUUUGGAAACAUAGAACCAUUCUUGAUAGGAUGCUGCCCACAUAGAUGAGUGUCACCUUGGGGCAUGAGAACCAACAGACUGCAUUCCUCUCCUUGGUUAUGCCUGAGACUUGUCUUGCAGUGUUACCUUAAGUGAGUCACAAAGUUGUCUUUGGAACGUGGCCUCUCCACCCUUACUGUGAUUGAAAAGUGUUUACCAGAUAUUUGAUGAGGUGCUAUGUCUGUGAAAAAAUAAAAUCAUGUAAUUCAAAAACACUAUAGACAUUGAAUACCAGACUCCACUGUAUAGUUAGUCCUUUAGGAUGAUUUUAUUUAACUGUGGGUCAUUUUCUGAUUAUUGUUGUUGGGAGUUCUUAAAUCUUAGCAAGCAUCACCAAUAUUAGAUGUCAAAAGUUUAAAUAAACUUGAAAAAGUUGGAGCAAUUUGUGUGUUUGAAAAGGUGAAAUAAAAAUAAUGAUCAAGGGCAAAGCUUUGUGUGCUUAGAAGGAAAAACUGGACCAUUACUGAUCAGCCGUGUUUUGGAAGCUACCAUAUAUACUUUUUCAGUGUUAAUAAUCAAGAUAAUGGUGACCAUUUUGAUGCAUUCAUGGAUUUUUGGUUAAAGGUUUUGGCUGUGUAAAAAGUGUUAUUUUGACUUUUAAGAGCAGAAGAAGUUUUUAUACUUUUCCCAUUUAAUUUUCAAGUUUCUGCAAAUAAUAUUGUAAAUUUAAAGCAUUAAGCAUUUAUUGGUGAAUAAUGUAUAUAGUCCCAUUCCAAGAAAUAUGAGUAAGUGAAGUUGAAAUAAAUUCUUUGAAGUUUACUAUA